UAACCAUGUAGAAUCUUGUCUCUUCCCCUAAAACUACGUCUAAUUUAAUGCUACAUUUUCCGAUCUUACUGUAUAGUGUAGAGGCCUGGACGCUGACGGAGACGCUCACGAGAAAACUAGAAGCAUUCGAAAUGUGGGGGUACCGACGCAUUCUUCGUAUAUCCUGGACCGAACAUGUCACCAACAUAGAGGUAUUUCAAAGAAUCGGAAAGGAGACAAACAUUGCGAAUACAAUUAAACAAAGAAAGCUUGAAUAUCUUGGCCACAUAUUGAGACACGAUAAGUACCGUCUACUGCAAUUGAUUGUCCAGGGAAAAAUAGACAGUAAACGAGGGCCAGGCAGAAGAAGAUACUCGUGGCUCCAAAAUCUGCGGAAGUGGUUCGGGCUCACUUCGUUCGAACUGCUCAGAAGCGCCGCAAACAAGAUCAGAAUUGCCAUGUUAAUAGACAACGUUUGCAACGGACAGGGCACUUGAAGAAGAAGAAGAAGAAGGUUAUUUAGAAUUAUUAAUUUUUCAGAUAGGACUUUUUUACUUUAAAUAUAAAUGACAAUUAAAAUUGUACUAACUGCAUUUAUUCAUUAAAUAAGUUUAUUAAAAAAAGGCAAGGCUGUUACAUAUUUUUUUUCCAAAAAGUAAGUACAUUAAAAAAAAUUUAAUCAAAUUACAAGUUAUCCUUAACGACGAAUUCUAACACUGGCAUAUUUUUCCAAAACAUAAUCCUAUUUUAGGUAAUAUUGGGCGUAGUUUAUUUAGCAAAAUUUAUUUUCUCUUUAUGUCAAUACCUUAAACGUUGUUAUGCAUAUUGGGUUUGCGUAUGUCUGUCUUGAAAGAU
This is a messenger RNA of Diabrotica balteata, 834 nucleotides long. Lineage: Eukaryota; Metazoa; Arthropoda; Insecta; Coleoptera; Chrysomelidae. The record is from the annotation of a GenBank genome assembly.